AUUUUUAGUACAGCGAGCAUCGACAAACUUCACGUGGCUGAAGAGCUGAAAAAGCCUCAUUUGCAGGAUCGCAACAUAUCUGGCGCCGCGCCCUUCUUUAUUCCAGCUACUCUCUACCCUUUUUCCUUCCUCCUCAACUUCGUCUCCCCGUCCAUAUCCAUCUCAAGCCCCAACCAUGGACGUCGACUCUCGCGGCUUCUCCCACCGCCUCGUCCGACCCAACUGGUUCGACAUUCAGCCCACCGACCUUUCCACACGCCUCCGCACUCUCAUAUCCACGCCUGAAUUCGCCGCCGUCUCAGCAGCUAUCCUGCACCAUGCUAUCGGUUAUCUGAAUAUUACGUUCUUUCUAGUUGCUAUUCUUACGAUUUGUGUUCAGGCGGGGGAUGAGUUUGUGAGGAGGGAUGGGGUUUUUGAUCCCGAGAGGGAGAGGGCAUUUGUGAGGGAUGUGAGGCCUAGGGUGCUUUAUGUUUUGUUGGGGGCGGGGUUGAGGUUUUGGUGGGUUGUGAGGGGGUUUGUUAGGGGUGUGGGGUGGGUGGUGAGGGUGAGACCGGAGGAGUUGGUGCCUGGGAAGGGUGUGGUGACUGUUUUGGUUGUUGUGAUUGGGGUUGUAUGGGUGGAUUGGAAGAUGGGGUUUCGAUGUUGGAGGUUCUUGCGGAACACUUGCUUGACGACUUUAGAUUUGACCAAAGUUGUGUCUCGAGGAGUGCUACAUCACUUUUGGGAACUACUCAACCAACUGCAUAUGUUGGUCAAGAGUCCAAAUGAGCAGUACAAGCACAAGGAUGACCGUACUCUCCAGCCUGGCGAGAUCCGACUAUUGAGGUUGGAGCGGUGGAUCCCCUUCUUUGGAGUCAGGGCCGUUCUCUAUCCCGUCAAGGUCGGCGACAAACCUGUUUACGAAGCCAUAUCAUAUACUUGGGGUACGUCCAAGGAGCAGCGCGAGCUCAUGAUCAAUGGCAAGCCGUUUGCUACAUCCACAUCAACAUACAAUGCUUUGCACGGACGCAGCUCGAUGUUCCGCUCACGAGUUGUCUGGAUUGAUUAUAUCUGUAUUGACCAAUCAAAUGAUGUCGAGAAAGGAAGCCAAGUGAAGAUGAUGACAGAGAUAUACGAAAGCGCAACUAGAGUUGUUGUCUGGCUAGGAAAACCCCUCAGUCCUCGUCUAGCUAUCACUCUCCUAAAUGAGAUGGCUACGCUACCAUCCAGCAUCGACAGUUACCGUCGCUACGAACACUUGACCAGCUCCGUGCAAUGGCUAGCCAUGGUAGAUUUCUUCACCCUCCUCUGGUUCACUCGCGUGUGGAUCGUGCAAGAAGUCGCCGUCGCAAAAGAAGUCCUCUUCAUAUGCGGCGGCAUGACAUUUUCGUGGGCUAUGUUGCAAGGCUGGGUCGAGAUAUUCAGGGAUCCACAGAUGAGUGGUUUGAUGGGUCUCACUAAGUCCAGCCAGAAAGCCAAGAGGAAUAUCAGUAACUUCAAUUCUAUCGUUACCGUACAGCGAAGGCUGCAGAUAACUGCUUCGUGGCGGAAGAAUCUUGAGACUUUAAAGAGAGCGGACGCGAUUAUGAAGGCUUUGAGUAAGAGAAAUCCUGAUCUUGAAAGUAAAGCUGGGGAGCCGAGUAUGAUGGAUAAUAUCAAUGCUAUGCUCAUGCCGCUUACACUGCCAUUUCUACUCACCGACUUUGGCGAUUUCGAAUCCACGGAUCCUCGGGAUAAAAUAUUCGCUUUUACUGGUCUGGUGACAGACGAGCCGAAUCAAGCAUUCGCUCCAGAUUAUUCGAAGUCGGUCGAAAAGGUCUACAGAGAUACAGCGGUAUACCUUCUCCAAAGUAAAGAGCCAUUCUCCGUGAUAUCGAGCGCAGGAAUCGGUAGUAAAAGAAAGUUGGAGUUACCAUCAUGGGUGCCGGAUUGGACGAGUCCGCCAACAGGCGCACCAUUCACGCAUCCCAGCUACUUCGACGAUUUCUCGCCUGAUUUAAGGGCUUCGGCAUGCGGAAAUACACAAGCGAAAAUUCAUUUCGAUGCUGGAAGCCCUGAUGUUCUAGGCCUUGAUGGCAUCAUUUUUGAUGAGGUUACUUUCGCUGGGAAGCCAUUUGAUUACAGUGCAGAAGACGACGAGGGGUGUGUAGUGGAUGAAGUGGGAAAUAGGUUCUGGCCACAGGAGUUCAUUGGUAAUUAUCUCUGGUAUGAGGAAGCUCAUAACCUCGCUCAGAAACACGGGACAAAGUACGGAACCGACUACGAUGCUAUCGAGAACGCGUUCUGGCGAACUCUUGUCGGUGAUCAAACGCCAUUCAAGAGACCUGCGCCAGAUAUCUUGUACCGGGAUUACAAACAAUGGGUUGAAUUGUCGAAGUAUAAUGAUCAGAUCGCAAGAGAGAUUUUAGCGAAGGAGAGGAAUAGUCUUCCCACUGAUGAGCGUUAUUGGCAGACUGUACAGGAUACUGCUACAUGGGGGACGGCGCUGGGGACGUGCGCUUCGAUGAGGAAGUUUGCGGUUACGAAAGAGGGGCAUAUGGCAAUGUUGCCGACGUUGGCAGAGGUGGAUGAUGUGAUAUCGGUCGUUUGCGGGUGUAGAUAUCCUUUGUUGCUGAGACAGAAAGCAUGGAAGGGUCAUGAAGGGACGGGGGAGACCUUUUAUGAGUUGGUGGGCGAGUGUUAUGUGCAUGGGAUUAUGGAUGGGGAGGUCAUGAACGAGGAGACUGAGGUGCAAAAGCUCCUCAUUGUGUAG
Molecule: messenger RNA, 2731 nt
Organism: Cadophora gregata
Lineage: Eukaryota; Fungi; Ascomycota; Leotiomycetes; Helotiales; Ploettnerulaceae
Exons: 1
Coding region: 176-2731 (851 amino acids)
Source: RefSeq, a predicted model, not a curated record